Ochotona princeps (American pika) is the source of this 4390-nucleotide messenger RNA. RefSeq names its product Scm like with four mbt domains 2 (gene SFMBT2). Gene Ontology annotation, cellular component: nucleus. Lineage: Eukaryota; Metazoa; Chordata; Mammalia; Lagomorpha; Ochotonidae. Gene Ontology annotation, biological process: regulation of DNA-templated transcription. Gene Ontology annotation, molecular function: histone binding; transcription corepressor activity. The transcript is spliced from 21 exons. The record is from RefSeq and is a predicted model, not a curated record. The coding region runs from base 824 to 3511 and encodes 895 amino acids.
UGGGUGUGGGAAGCGGUUGAUUUGCGGUGGCCGGACGCCCAUCAAGAGCCCGGUGUGUACUUGCGCUUUCUUGGAAGCGCUGCCACUGCGGGGAAGCAGUCUUUGAAAACCGUGCCAGUUUCAACAUGGCGGGCUAAGGUGGCUUUUCAAAAACUGAAAAUAAAGGUUUUGAGAUGGGAAAAAACCUAACUGGAGUUACUAGCCCUUAAUUUCAACUCUCGUUGGCUACCCCAGCCGUCGCUACAGCUAAUUAAGUGGUAAAACAGGGAGGAAAUGAGCUGUCCUAGUUUUUUCCCUGGUUUAGAGUCCAGUCAAGUCCAUUGCUAGAGGAAUAAGGGACGGAGGGCUGUCACGGGCCAGGCUGGACAACGGCACCCCUGCCCCAGUGUACACGCGCAUGUGCGCAGUUCUGGGGGUGUGGUGUGUGUGUUUGUGUGGCUCUCAAAGAGGGCCACCCCGAAUGUGUGCGCCGAUGUUCUAACCAGACCCUGCUAUCAUUUGACGUGACUAACUGCUGACACGCGGUGCACUGCACUGGAGGCAGAGGGAAUGAUUUAUUUUGGCUUUCUAGGAGACAAACUAGCGCUCUCCCACCGUGCUGGAUCCAGUGCAGAUAAAGCUGCGGGGAGGCGGAGCGAGGAGGUGCUUAUUAAAAGAACUAACUGUCCAGGGUAUCGGGUGCAAUCCGGCUGCAGGCGCCAGAGGGAUUUUAUGUGUGCAGGGGGCGCGCUGCCCUUACUGCUGAGCUGCUAAGCUUCGUGCUGCCUCGGGUAAUUCUUCCUUGCAGGAUGAAUUAAGACAAGAAGACUCUUAUUCAUCAGGAAUGGAGAGCAGUUUGUCAGUUUCCAAUAUGCAAGACUCUGCAUCCUCUGCCUUGGAAAAGCAUUUGGGCCCAGCUAAUGGAGAUGGAGAUCUUGACUCAGCAGAAGAAGGUUCAAGCUUGGAGGAAACUGGCUUUAACUGGGGAGAAUAUUUGGAAGAGACGGGUGCCAGUGCAGCUCCUCACACAUCAUUCAAACAUGUUGAAAUCAGUCUGCAGAGCAACUUCCAGCCGGGAAUGAAAUUGGAAGUGGCCAAUAAGAACAACCCGGACACGUACUGGGUGGCCACGAUCAUCACCACAUGUGGCCAGCUGCUGCUUCUGCGCUACUGCGGUUAUGGCGAGGACCGCAGGGCUGACUUCUGGUGUGACGUGGUCAUAGCAGAUCUGCACCCCGUGGGGUGGUGCACACAGAACAACAAGGUGUUGAUGCCCCCGGACGCCAUCAAAGAGAAGUACACAGACUGGACGGAAUUUCUCAUCCGUGAUUUGACUGGUUCACGGACAGCACCUGCCAACCUGCUGGAAGGACCUCUGCGAGGGAAAGGCCCUAUAGACCUCAUUACAGUUGAUUCCUUAAUAGAACUUCAGGAUUCUCAGAACCCUUUUCAGUACUGGAUAGUUAGUGUGAUUGAAAAUGUUGGAGGAAGAUUACGCCUUCGCUAUGUGGGAUUGGAGGACACUGAAUCCUAUGACCAGUGGUUGUUUUACUUGGAUUACAGACUUCGACCAGUUGGUUGGUGUCAAGAGAAUAAAUACAGAAUGGACCCACCUUCAGAAAUCUAUCCUUUGAAGAUGACCUCUGAAUGGAAAUGUGCUCUGGAAAAAUCCCUUAUUGAUGCGGCAAAGUUUCCCCUUCCAAUGGAAGUGUUUAAGGAUCAUGCAGAUCUGAGAAGCCAUUUCUUCACAGUUGGAAUGAAGCUAGAAACUGUGAAUAUAAGUGAGCCCUUUCAUAUCUGUCCUGCAUCAGUGACCAAGGUUUUUAACAAUCAUUUUUUUCAAGUAACUAUUGAUGAUCUAAGACCAGAACCUAGUAAGCUCUCAAUGUUGUGCCAUGCGGAUUCUUUGGGGAUUUUGCCAGUACAAUGGUGCCUUAAAAAUGGAGUCAACCUCACUCCUCCCAAAGGUUUCUCUGGCCAGGACUUUGACUGGGCAGAUUAUCACAAGCAGCUUGGGGCAGAAGAAGCCCCUCCCUUCUGCUUCAGAAAUACAUCAUUCAGUCGGGGAUUUACAAAGAACAUGAAACUGGAAGCUGUGAAUCCCAGGAAUCCAGGAGAGCUCUGUGUGGCUUCCGUGGUCAGUGUCAAGGGCAGGUUGAUGUGGCUUCACCUGGAAGGUCUGCAGACUCCUGUUCCAGAGGUCAUUGUUGAUGUAGACUCCAUGGACAUCUUCCCAGUGGGCUGGUGUGAAGCAAAUGCUUACCCCUUGACUACACCACAUAAGACAGUCUCACAAAAGAAGAGAAAGAUUGCCGUUGUCCAACCAGAAAAACAAUUACCAUCCGCAGUGCCUGUUGAGAAAAUACCUCAUGACCUGUGUUUAUUCCCUCACCUGGACACUACAGGAACCGUGAAUGGGAAGUACUGCUGUCCUCAGCUGUUCAUCAACCACAGGUGUUUCUCAGGCCCUUACCUGAACAAAGGAAGGAUCGCAGAGCUACCUCAGUCUGUGGGACCGGGCAAAUGUGUGCUGGUUCUUAAAGAGGUUCUUAGCAUGAUCAUCAAUGCAGCCUAUAAGCCUGGAAGGGUAUUAAGAGAAUUACAGCUGGUGGAAGAUCCACAUUGGAAUUUCCAGGAGGAGACGCUGAAGGCAAAGUAUAGAGGCAAAACAUACAGGGCCGUGGUGAAGAUUGUACGAACAUCUGACCAAGUAGCCAAUUUUUGCCGACGAGUUUGUGCCAAGCUAGAGUGCUGUCCAAACUUAUUUAGUCCUGUGCUGGUUUCUGAAAACUGCCCUGAGAAUUGCUCCAUCCAUACCAAAACAAAAUACACCUACUAUUAUGGAAAGAGAAAGAAGAUCAUUAAGCCCCCAAUUGGGGAAAGCACUAUUGAGAGCAGCCACCCUAAACCAGCCAGACGAAGGAAGCGCCGAAAAUCCAUUUUUGUGCAGAAGAAACGGAGAUCUUCCGCCAUGGACUAUACAGCAGGCUCAGGAGAGGAGAGUGAAGAAGAGGAUGCAGAUGCCAUGGACGAUGACACUGCCAGUGAGGAGACCGGCUCCGAGCUCCGAGAUGACCAGACAGACACCUCAUCUGCAGAGGUGCCCUCGACCCGACCCCGCAGGGCCAUUACGCUGCGGAGCAGCUCGGAGCCUGUGCGCCGGCUCCCGGUGGAAAGGGCACGAAGGAGCCGCCAGGGCCCAGCCUCCUCCUCAGCGGAGGAAGGGGAGAAGGGGCUUCCUGCCAAGCCAGAAGGGGCAGAGGAAGCGAAACAAGAGGAGGAAGAGAGACUUGUUCUGGAGAGCAACCCAUUAGAAUGGACAGUCACAGAUGUGGUGAGGUUCAUCAAGCUGACAGACUGUGCACCCUUGGCCAAGAUAUUUCAGGAACAGGACAUCGAUGGCCAGGCGCUCCUGCUGCUGACUCUCCCAACGGUGCAGGAGUGCAUGGAACUGAAGUUGGGACCCGCUAUCAAACUGUGCCAUCAAAUCGAGAGAGUUAAAGUAGCUUUCUACGCGCAAUAUGCCAACUGACUCUCUGUCUAGGGAGGUGGCCCAUGACCUGUGUAUGGCAGUGUUUGUGAAGGUUUUCAGGACUGAAACUCCCACCACCACCACCACCACCCCUCCUAGCCGCCCAGGAGCUGUGAAAUGCCGCUUAGAUAAAUAUCACCAAAAGCCAGGACUUCCUUCAUCCACCAGCUUAUAGAAUAUGUUCAUGUUUUUAAAGCACACCGGAGUCUCACCGCAGAAGCUUCUGGAGCAUGUGAAUUUGGAUUCUGAGUUGGACUCAGUAGUGAUAUGGGGAGCUUCAUUGUAUAGCUAUAUCUUUGCCUUUAUCCACCCCAAGUCAGGCAGCUUUCUUUACAAGGUUUCCUAAACUGAGCCCCACAUUCUUUGAAAACCAAGGGGGCUGCAGGUCACAGCUUUUCUAUUAUGACCAAGGAUACCUUGCUGGUAGUUUUUGCUAUCAUCAUUCUCAGGCACAUUUAUAGGUACACCUUUCUUAUCAGCACGCGUGUGACUGUAGGUUUGCGCUACAUGCUGUCACUGCAACUUGAUCUUGUGGCGGCAGCUCCUUUCUUAAACACAACCCGGUGGUGUUUCAGGCUGUCAUGGUCCAAAGACAUGCCAAAUCUUCAUCGUCUGUCAGAGGUGCCUUUCCAGAAGGCUGGGCAGUGAAGGAAGGUUGCUUUUCAUUGCCAUCACGUGAUUUGCGUGUUGGGAGCCUAGUACCUGUGGAGAGACAAUGCUAUUCACAGUCUUACCUGCAAGCCUGGAUGUUUCAACUUUCUAAAUUAAUUGCUGCAGCAAGUGACUCUUUGAGAGACAUGUUCAAUUACACAUGGAAGGGAAAGUUUCAUUUCAGAGCACAAGAAUGGGAAGAGAUUUGGGAACAAGUGGAUCAUCAUA